Trematomus bernacchii (emerald rockcod) is the source of this 2730-nucleotide messenger RNA. Its product is annotated as phosphatidylinositol 5-phosphate 4-kinase type-2 beta. The transcript has 10 exons. The record is from RefSeq and is a predicted model, not a curated record. NCBI's taxonomy places the organism in Eukaryota, Metazoa, Chordata, Actinopteri, Perciformes, Nototheniidae. Gene Ontology annotation, molecular function: phosphatidylinositol kinase activity. Gene Ontology annotation, biological process: phosphatidylinositol metabolic process. The coding region runs from base 458 to 1699 and encodes 413 amino acids.
CGCCAUCUUGAGGAGACCCCAAACGCAGCACUGGUUUAUGACUGACAACAAUCUCAAGCGCAUCAUGAUGGGAUUACUCACUAACAAGUAAAACAGCAUCACACCUGCUCUGCGUUGCACGCGCUGAAGUGAAGGAGCAGAGCUGCCCGGCGCGUGCUCCCCUCUCCCGGUAGUUUUCCUGCAGAGAGGGGCUGGCUGCAGCCCGAUGGCCGGCUAGCUGCUCUCUGGACUCCGCCGCGGCCUGCUCGGGAGGAGGAAGGGUGGUGACGGCGCAAAAUGCUAUACCGCUGACUCCCAACAAGACAGUUAUCCUACCCAGAGACUCGCUGCGAGUUGGACGACGAGCACGAUGCACUUAUAGAUUUUUUAAAACGCUCUUAACUUUCCGCAUUGUUUUGUUGUGUGUCGGGGCGACAGUGAGUGUCGUCUUGCGUACCCUGAAUUCCCAGCCUGAGACAUGUCAUCCAACUGCACCAGCGCAGCGCCUGUCAGCGCUAGCAAAACGAAGACGAAAAAGAAGCAUUUUAUAGGACAGAAAGUGAAAUUAUUCCGUGCAAGUGAGCCCAUUCUCAGCGUUUUAAUGUGGGGUGUCAACCAUACGAUUAACGAGUUAAGUAACGUGCCUGUACCAGUAAUGCUGAUGCCAGAUGACUUUAAAGCCUACAGUAAGAUCAAAGUGGACAACCACCUAUUUAACAAAGAAAACCUGCCUAGUCGCUUUAAGUUCAAAGAGUACUGUCCCAUGGUGUUCAGGAACCUGAGGGAGAGGUUCUGCAUCGACGACCAGGACUACCAGAACUCUUUGACGAGGAGCGCCCCGCUCAACAGCGACUCCCAGGGUCGCUUCGGCAACCGCUUCCUGUCCAGCUACGACCACCGCUUUGUCAUCAAGACCGUGUCCAGUGAGGACAUCGCCGAGAUGCACAACAUCCUAAAGAAAUAUCACCAGUUUAUCGUGGAGUGUCAUGGCAACACGCUGCUCCCUCAGUUCCUGGGCAUGUACCGGCUGACGGUGGACGGGGUGGAGAACUACAUGGUGGUGACCCGGAAUGUUUUCAGCCACCGCCUCACCGUACACCGCAAAUACGACCUUAAGGGUUCUACGGUCUCAAGGGAAGCGAGCGACAAGGAGAAGGCUAAAGAACUCCCCACUUUUAAAGACAACGACUUCCUGAAUGAAGGCCAGAAGCUGCAGAUAGGAGACGACGACAACAAGAAGUACUUUUUGGAGAAGCUAAAACGGGACGUGGAGUUCCUGGCCACCCUAAAGAUCAUGGACUACAGUCUCCUGGUGGGGAUCCAUGACGUGGACCGGGCCGAGCAGGAGGAGAUGGACGUGGAGGGCGUGGGGGAGGAGGAGGAGUACGAGAACGACGGGAUGGGCGGAGGCGUGCUCACCGGCUCCUUCGGCACGCCCCCCGACAGCCCCGGGAACCCUCUGAACUGCGGGGGGUUCUUCGGCCCCGGGGAGUUCGACCCCUCUGUGGACGUUUACGCAAUCAAGAGCCACGACUGUGCUGUGAAGAAGGAAGUAUACUUCAUGGCUAUCAUCGACAUCCUCACGCACUAUGACGCUAAGAAAAAAGCUGCACAUGCUGCCAAAACUGUGAAACACGGGGCGGGGGCAGAGAUCUCGACGGUGAACCCGGAGCAGUACUCCAAACGAUUCUACGAGUUCAUGUCCAACAUCUUAUCAUAGACUCAUCUCCCAGUCCAGCCAGUCACUUCCUGUCAUAGAUCUGUCAAAAGCCACGCACUAUUUCCCUUCUCCUUCACCUCAGUGUAGGAUCCUUCUCCCCUCUGCCUCUCUACGCCCCAUAACAGAGAAAAAAACUACCAGCAUCCUCCCACAGCCAGCAGCAGUCUGGAAGGAAAGGAUGCACUGAGCCUGUUACAUUUUCACACACACCUCCCUCGUCCUCUGCAAGGAAAACUCGUGAAACCGCUCGCUGAAUUCGGAAACAACUUCCCGAUAAUCUCCCUGUUCUUUUAAAAAAAUGUCUGCUCCUCGUUACUCCUCACGCCAGCACGGAAACUGUCUCACUAAUGCCUUGAACGAGUGUGUCAGCUUCAGCAGUUCAGUAACACAGUCCGUUAGUACAGUCUCUUUGAUUUCAUGUUGUUGUUGUUGUUGUUGUUCUUAUGAUUUCUUUUAGACACACAAACACACACAGAUGUAAAGAACUUGCACAGAGCUGAAUGGUCAGAUUGCAUGACUCUUUUGACAGUCGCCAUGAGGCUUCUCUCUCAGUAACAACAAAGUAACUGAAAUGACUGCUGACAACAGGAGAUAAACACAUUAAUAUAUAAUGGUGUAUUAAGUAAAUUAAUGCAAUAUCAAAAAUGCAUGGCUGAUGUGUACAUGAGUCUCCACCAGUAAGUUGAAACAUCAAACCACUGAACUUAGCAUCUGAGUGUUAUGACGAAAAUAACAAAAAACCUGAAAAAAAAACAUUGGUGUUUGAAUGUUACGUUGCCAUAUUGUUUUUGAAUAUUUUGAAAUUUGAACCGUGAGCUUGGUGGAGGUUGGUCUAAGAAAAAAAUCUCACAUAAAAAGGGGAGUUCUGCAGCACAUACUUGUUUUAUUACCAUAAGGAUCAUUUUUAUAUCUUGUUUACAUUAAUGUAGCAAUUUUGUGUUUGUAUACAGUAUUGUUUUGUUACCAACAGACAUUUGAAAAAAAAGUUACUUGAAAAUGAUCAUUGCAUAUUAAAGGGAGUUUUAUCUUGU